AUGAUCAAAACAGAAUUGAUUGAUUCAAAGAAAAAUCUCCCAAAAAAUAUUAUAAUAGAUAUGUUAAACAUCAUUCCGUAUAAUAAUCGUUAUACAAAGUCAUAUUUGUCACUUGCCAAAAACAUAUCUGAUGAAUAUCAUGUCAAAGCGGUCAAAAAUAUUCCAACUAUUUCUAAUUUCUUGUUUCAUAAAGAAUAUGGAAUUAAAUUAGACAAAUCUGAUGAUUUCGAAAAAAUUAAAUCAGAUAAUCUCGAUAUUCAUAUAGAAAAUACAAUUUUCAAAGCAAUUAUGAAUAAUGACAAAGAAAGGUUCAUCAUAUUCACUGAAAGAGAUGAAUUUGAUAAAGAUCAAAAACUUAAAAGCAAAUUGUAUCCAUAUUUUAAUGAAGGAUAUUCAUUACUUGAAUUAUGUUGUUACCACGGUACAGCUGAUUGUUUCAAGUUAUUAAUAUCAAAAUUUCAUUCAGAAAUAACUCACACAUGUCUUGAAUUUUCAUUUUUAGGCGGAAAUCCAGAGAUCAUGAGUGAAUGUUUGAAAUAUGAAGAACCAAGUAUAUUGUGCAUGAAAUAUGCAAUUAUAUCACACAACAUUGAUUUUGUUACAUUUUUGAUGAAUGAAUACAAUAUAGAGAUCGGUUUAAAAUACUGUACAUUUAAUAAUAAUUUUGAAUCAUUUUUAGUUUAUUUCGAUCAAACUAAUGAUAUUAACCAAUGCUUUCUUUAUUCAACGAUUUUUGGCAUUCCAUCCCUUUUCGAAUAUUUCCUUUCACAUGGUGCAACAGCCCUUCAUUUUGUAGCACGUUAUAAUUUUAAAGAAAUAGCCGAACUUCUUAUUUCACAUGGUGCAAAUAUCAAUGAAAAAGAUAAUAAUGGAGAAACCUCUCUUCAUAUUGCUAUAGCAUGGCGUGAUAGUAAAAAAAUAGCCGAACAUCUUAUUUCACAUGGCAUAAAUAUCAAUGAAAAAAGUGAAAAUGGAGAAACCACUCUUCAUAUUGCAGUAUUUAAUAAUAGUAAAGAAACUGCCGAACUUCUUAUUUCACAUGGUGCAAAUAUCAAUGAAAAAAAUAAAAAUGGAAAAACCGCUCUUCAUAUUGCAGUAUUUAAUAAUAGUAAAGAAACUGCCGAACUUCUUAUUUCACAUGGCAUAAAUAUCAAUGAAAAAAAUAAAAAUGGAAAAACCGCCCUUCAUUUUGUAGCACGUUAUAAUUUUAAAGAAAUAGCCGAACUUCUUAUUUCACAUGGUGCAAAUAUCGAUGAAAAAGAUAAUUAUGGAAAAACCGCUCUUUAG
Messenger RNA from Trichomonas vaginalis G3, 1287 nucleotides. RefSeq names its product spectrin binding. Bases 1 to 1287 code for a protein of 428 amino acids. Gene Ontology annotation, molecular function: protein binding. The record is from RefSeq and is a predicted model, not a curated record. NCBI's taxonomy places the organism in Eukaryota, Parabasalia, Trichomonadida, Trichomonadidae. The transcript has a single exon.